UCCAAUCGCCGUGGGCCCGGGAGCUGGCCCCCGGAGCACUGCGUCCUCAAUGGCCGGCGACCCCUGGCGGAGGGAGGAAGGGAAGGUCCCCGACGGCAGGCGACCCAAGGCUGGGGCCGGAGGGCCCCUGCGCCUCCGUGACUGGCUGGUGGCGCAGAUUGAGAGCGGGCGCUAUCCGGGGUUGCUCUGGGAGGACGCGGGCAAGACCCUCUUCCGCAUCCCCUGGAAGCACGCAGCCAAGCAGGGGUACGAGGCGCAGCAGGACGCGGCGCUCUUCAGGGCCUGGGCCAUAUACAAGGGCAAGCACCUAGAGGGCACUGACAAGGAGGACCCCUCCACUUGGAAGACACGGCUUCGCUGUGCUCUCAACAAGAGUGCCGACUUCUGUGAGGUGCGUGAGCGCAGCCAGCUGGACAUCUCCAAUCCCUACAAGGUCUACCAGAUUGUGUCCAACGAUGCCCAUGUCCCAGUUACCAGGGCUUGUGCUUCUUCUGAAGAGGAUGUCAUUCUCCAGAGCCAGCAGGAGCCCCCUAGAGAAGUGGCGGAGCCAGCCUGCAGGACAGACCAGGCUGGCUCCGGAUUAGCCACAGAGGAUAAGGACAAGGAGCAGCGCCCCCGGCUGGCCCAGCAGGGCUCACUGCCACCAGCUGCCCUGCUCCCAGGCCCUUUGGUUGACCACAGGUAUCAGGCCCAGGACCCCUCACACCUCUGGAGCCCUUUGCCUUCUGAGGACUUCAGCAACUCUGAUUGCUGGCUGCACGUCCGACUGUUCUACGGCGCGGAGCUUGUGCGCGAAGCCACCGCGCGCACCGCGGAGGGUUGCCGGCUGAGCGCGGGGGCCGCUGUUGCCUCCGCCGCGGAGCGUCUUCUGGGGCCGCCACCGCGCGUCGCACAGGUUCGCUUCCCGGAGCCGCCGCCCGGAGCCCGCGUGCUGCAGCGCCUGCUGCCGCACCUGGAGCGCGGCGUGCUGCUGUGGGUCGCGCCCGAAGGAGUAUUCGCCAAGCGCCUGUGCCAAGGCCGCGUGUACUGGCGCGGCCCGCUCGCCCCGCACCGCGCGCAGCCCAACAAAUUGGAGCGUGAACGCACCUGCCAGCUGCUCGACACGCGCCGCUUCCUCGCCGAACUGCGGGCCCACCUGCAGGAUGGUUGCCCAGAGCCUGAGUACCAGAUCCAUCUGUGCUUUGGAGAGGAGUACCCAUGCCCCCCAGACCAGCCCCAGGAGCGGCUCAUCAUGGCCCAUGUGGAGCCAGUCUUUGCGCGAGAGCUCCUGCUGCAUUGGAAGCACCACAACCACAGUGCAUUGGUGGCCAGUCCCCAGUCCAUACAUCCCUGAUGGCAUCACUCACUUGGUGACACAGCUGAGUCAGCCCUAAGCAGCUGCUUCCUCCUUGUACCCUCUAAAGUCAGCCCCCCACAGGGUGUGGACCCCACCCCUGCUCUGUCCAAACUGAGCCAGUAGACUUGGGGCCUCCCCCACCCACCAUCUAGCUGAGGUGGGAUAGCGGAAGCCAAUCGUGGCCUUCAACCUCUGAGCUGAGGAUAUGUAGCCCUGGAAUACUCUAUGUAGGUGGACAGGCAGAAACCUAACUUGACCUUGAGAUUCCAGAAACAGCAAUUAGGGCAGAAGAAACAAGAUUUCAUCUCUUUGUUGAGAGCCCAACAUGCCUAUAGCGGUUUAGCUAAAGCAGACCUUACCUGCGAUUGAUCUAUUAUAAGCUUUGCUUAAAGCUGAGUUUACCGCCCUGCCCAGUUUGGCUCAGCGGUUGGAGUGUUGU
Messenger RNA from Molossus molossus (Pallas's mastiff bat), 1775 nucleotides. RefSeq names its product interferon regulatory factor 4-like. The record is from RefSeq and is a predicted model, not a curated record. Gene Ontology annotation, molecular function: RNA polymerase II cis-regulatory region sequence-specific DNA binding; protein binding; DNA-binding transcription factor activity, RNA polymerase II-specific. Gene Ontology annotation, cellular component: nucleus. The coding region runs from base 50 to 1333 and encodes 427 amino acids. Lineage: Eukaryota; Metazoa; Chordata; Mammalia; Chiroptera; Molossidae. Gene Ontology annotation, biological process: regulation of transcription by RNA polymerase II; immune system process. The transcript has 8 exons.